This is a messenger RNA of Clonostachys solani, 1305 nucleotides long. The record is from the annotation of a GenBank genome assembly. NCBI's taxonomy places the organism in Eukaryota, Fungi, Ascomycota, Sordariomycetes, Hypocreales, Bionectriaceae.
AUGGCACUGCACCUAAAGACCAAAACCAACAUAAAUGGUACUGGGGCGUCUCAGAACUUAGAUGUUCCCGGCAUUGUGAAGGGUGUCAUCGAUGACAUCCGUGCUAAUGGCGAUCAGGCUGUUAGAAAAUACUCUGACAAGUUUGACAAAUGGACACCAAAAUCAUUUCUCUUAAAUAAGGGUCAGAUUGAGGAGAUUAUUUCAAAAGUUCCUCAGCAGACUAUUGCCGACAUUAAGACAGUUCAGUCGAAUGUUCGCACGUUCGCGUUGGCGCAAAAGGAGACCAUCAAGGACUUGGAAAUGGAGAUACAGCCUGGUGUGCAUCUUGGGCAUAAGAAUAUCCCCAUUGACUGUGUCGGAGCUUACAUCCCUGGAGGGCGGUAUCCUUUGCUCGCAUCCGCGCAUAUGACUAUCCUUACGGCAAAGGCGGCUGGCGUUCCAAAGGUCAUUGCGUGUACUCCCCCAAUCAACGGCGAAGUACCUCCAGCAACCAUAGCUGCCAUGUACUAUGCUGGUGCUGACGAGAUCUGGGUUCUCGGAGGAGUCCAGGCCAUAGCGGCUAUGGCUAUUGGCACUGAGACAAUGCAGAAGGUGGACUUCAUUGCUGGUCCAGGAAACGCCUUCGUUGCAGAGGCUAAGCGCCAGCUUUUUGGAGAAAUCGGCAUUGAUCUCCCGGCCGGGCCAACCGAGGUGUUGAUUGUCGCCGACGAAAAGGCAAAUCCGACGACCAUAGCAACAGAUCUCCUCUCCCAGGCUGAGCAUGGCCCGGACACACCGGCAGUCUUAAUCACAAAUUCCAAGGCAGUUGGCGAGGCCUCGCUCUUGGAAGUAUACCGCCUAUUAGACAUCCUCCCAACAAAGGGGAUAGCUUCUAUCUCAUGGGCUAAUUUUGGUGAGGUUAUCGUUGUUCCUUCGCUGGAUGAAGCCUAUCAGCUGGCAGACUUCUAUGCAAGCGAGCACGUCCAGAUUCUUACUGAAAGGCCCCGUGAGGCUCUCGUAAAGAUGAACAAUUACGGCGCUUUAUUUUUGGGAGACAUGACCUGUGUGUCUUACGGUGAUAAGUGCAUUGGUACAAACCAUGUCUUGCCUACGAAGAAAGCCGGUCGAUUUACUGGAGGCCUAUGGGUAGGUAAAUUCCUGAAGACUGUGACGUACCAGGAAGUCACGUCAGAGAAGGCCAGCGGCGAGCUUGGCAGACUGUGUGGCCGGGCUGCUCGUGCUGAGAAGUUCGAGGGCCACGCUCGCUCAGGCGAUCUUCGAGCCAGUUUGUACCUCAAGGACAAGUUUGAGUGGCUGUCGAACUAG